CCUACAUUGGACCCGGGGAUGAUAUCCACAUUGCCACAAGCUGUAGUCGUGGAUCCCUGUCCUGAAUUCAAUGUAUCUGCCUAUCUGAAGACUCUAGAUGAUAUUCAUGAAGAGAAUCUUAUGUCGGACAGCAAUCUGAGGACCGAGUUUCCACAGGAUAGUGAUAAAAACAUAAUCAGAAUAGACAAUGACAACAAAAUAUGUACAAGUAUCCCAAUUAUAGAUUUGACUAACAUGAAAGAAAACUACUCCAGAAAGAACGGAAACUAUUCCAAAUUACGGGAAAAAUUGAUGCCAAAUCGUAACCUGCAGGAAACUCCAACAAGUGAUAAAUUAAGUGCAACAUCGCAGGAUAUGAAAUCGCAUAGAGGAAGUAAAUAUUUACUAGAAGAGUUCCAGCCCUUAGUAGUCCUGGUGGCGGGUUUGCGACCGGUCAAGGACGUGCUGUUUGUGGCCGAGGCAUGGAGUACCUGGCACCAGGCACGUGGUGGGCGGGGCAGGUUCCUUAUCCUCGGACCUGCCAUCGACCCUCAGUAUGCCUCUCAUGUACACGACAGUGCUACCAGAUACUACAGGUCGAUUGACUGCAAGUGUACGACGUUUCGAAAGUGGUGCUGCAAAGAGAAAGACAUUCAAAAGAACGUGCUGAGAGAGAAGGGUAAAAGAAUUUACAAAACAUCGUCGACUGGACUGAAUUCUUCACUGUCCAUCAGCUUCAGAACAUCUAGUCAGUGUUUGCAAGCUCAUCUUCAAGGCAACCAGAACAAGUACCUGCAGAUAUGUGAUGUACCAGCUUCCUUCUUUUAUAUGGCAGCUCUAGCCUAUCGCCAGGGGAAAUGA
Molecule: messenger RNA, 840 nt
Organism: Homarus americanus (American lobster)
Lineage: Eukaryota; Metazoa; Arthropoda; Malacostraca; Decapoda; Nephropidae
Exons: 4
Source: RefSeq, a predicted model, not a curated record